Messenger RNA from Haliotis rubra (blacklip abalone), 1138 nucleotides. Its product is annotated as WD repeat-containing protein 55-like. The record is from RefSeq and is a predicted model, not a curated record. NCBI's taxonomy places the organism in Eukaryota, Metazoa, Mollusca, Gastropoda, Lepetellida, Haliotidae. Gene Ontology annotation, molecular function: protein binding.
UUUAUAAUCCGAACAAGAUGGCGGACGAAGAUUGUGAAGCACCCAAACAGAUAGAGCUGGAAGACCUGACUGUCACAGUAGACUUUCAUCCAUCGAAAGACAUCAUCGCUGUUGGCUGCAUUGAUGGUGAAGUUUCAAUUCAUUCCUAUUCAACAAAGGAGUCUAACAAGCUGCUGAAGAAAUUGUGUCACCACAAGAAUGCCUGCCGAUGCAUCAAGUUCUCUCCAAGUGGAGACCGCCUACACACAGUGUCGAAGGACAAGUCGUUAUGGAGCAUUGACACAGAAACAGGCAAAGUCAAGAAAAAAAUCAAGAAAGCUCACGAAGCCCUCACCUACAGUCUAGUUACAACUGAUGAGAACUUUAUCGCUACCGGAGAUGAUGAUGGAACAAUCAAGGUUUGGGACAUGAGGACGAAGACAUGCACGUACGAGGUGAAGGAAAAUGAUGAUUUCAUCAGUGACAUGAUCAUAGAUGACCAGAGGAAGUUCUUCUUGGCCACCAGUGGCGAUGGUACAUUAUCAGCGUUCAACAUCCGUAGGAAGAGAAUGGAUCUGCAAUCGGAACUGUUUGAUUCAGAGUUUCUUAGUUUGGCAGCAAUGAAGGGGGAGAAGAAGGUGGUGUGCGGUACCGGGGAGGGGGUCCUGAAUGUCUUCAACUGGGGGGAGUGGGGAAACAUCAGUGACCCGGUUCCCGGACAUCCCAUGUCUGUUGAUUGUAUGGUACCCAUCACCAGGGAUGUUGUUUGUACUGGGUCUAUAGGCGGCAUUAUCAGGGCGGUGAACAUUCUGCCAAAUCGCUUUGUGGGUGUUGUCGGGGAGCAUGAGAAUUUUCCCGUGGAAGGGUUGUGCCUGUCACACGACAAAACCCUGCUUGCUAGCUGCUCACAUGACCAGAAGGUCAAGUUCUGGAACAUUGAAGGACUUGAAAAUAUCAAGUUUAACGAGAGGAAGAAGGCAAAGAAAUCCAACAAGAAUAAACGCCUAAAUUCAUCUAAACAGGACAAUUUUUUCUCUGGUUUGGUUGAUGAUGAUAAAAAAGACAAUGUUGGUGAUAGUGACACUGAUGAUGAUGAUGAUGACAGUGAUGAUGAGGGGGAGGAAGAGGAUAGUGAUUGAUUAAACUGUUUUUUUAAUUA